Messenger RNA from Humulus lupulus (European hop), 490 nucleotides. RefSeq lists its product as uncharacterized. Lineage: Eukaryota; Viridiplantae; Streptophyta; Magnoliopsida; Rosales; Cannabaceae. The transcript has 2 exons. The coding region runs from base 54 to 248 and encodes 64 amino acids. The record is from RefSeq and is a predicted model, not a curated record.
CAAUGAUAGAAAGACCCAAACAGAGAAUCGAAUUCUGAGAGAGAAAAAGAGAAAUGGUGAAGCAACAGAGCAAAGAGCCGUGCAAGAAGGAGGCUUGCGAUAUUCAAGCUUGUCUAUCCAAGAAUAAUUUUCUUUCUCACAAGUGUGUAACUGUCAUUCAAAAGCUGCAAUCAUGUUGUGAGAAGUGUAAUAACAACUCCACACACUGUGCUUCUGUGGCUGGGCUCCUCAAGCAAAUUUCCAAGUAAACCCGACCCUCUCUUUCCUAAGGCGUUGAACUUCAAAGGUUGAAAAUGUGAUGAAGAGAAUGACAUAAAUUUGAGUGAGAUUUUGUGGUGGAGAUUGCUCACUAGUUGCUGAAACAAACAGUGAUAUAUUAUAUACACUUUGUAUUUAUGCCAAAAAUGUUUAAGUCAGAAUCGUUGUGAUCUAUUACUGUAUUAAAGUAGCUACAAUGCGGUUGUGAAAGAUUGAACAACAUGUUCAUGUA